This is a messenger RNA of Anthonomus grandis grandis, 969 nucleotides long. Its product is annotated as trypsin-like. Lineage: Eukaryota; Metazoa; Arthropoda; Insecta; Coleoptera; Curculionidae. The transcript has 3 exons. Gene Ontology annotation, biological process: proteolysis. The coding region runs from base 7 to 873 and encodes 288 amino acids. Gene Ontology annotation, molecular function: serine-type endopeptidase activity. The record is from RefSeq and is a predicted model, not a curated record.
UCUAGUAUGCAAUGUUUCUCCCUGACAACUCUUUUAGUUGUGUCCCUUACGAAUCUAAUACUGUUAAUAGUGAUGAUCCUGGAAUCUAGAAAAAAGUGUUUGAAUGAAGAUGUUAUCUCUGAUACGGGAUUUCGAUUUGGGGCCCUGAAAGGGCUUGAUAAAUCAUCUGCUGUGAUGCAAAGAGGCGUUUUAAGAGAUGAGGCCCGAAGUAUGGCGGCUCUGAUUUUGUUGAAAGGUGGCAUGACGUCAUUAAUUUGUGGUACUGUAAUUAUCAGCAAAACAUGGGUCUUAACUACCGCCCACUGCUGCGAAUUGGUAAGGUCCCUAUCCUUUGAAAAUCUAAAAAUCACCAGCAACUCUGAGAAUUGGAAAAGAGGCAAGAAACGUUCGAUUGAAAAUUUAGUGAGGCAUAUUAACUACACUGCGAAAAGUUCUGCUUUCAAUGUUUGUUUAAUAAAAGUUGGAUCGCCAUUUAAGGAGGUUAAUGAACAGCCGAUGCCGAUUGCUAGUUCCGAGUACCGUUACAUCACAGACACGUCGGCAAGCACCUUAGGAUGGAGCUCUACCAAAUCCUCCCUUUACACUAUUGACGUCAACCUAAUAUCCUUUCAACGUUGCCGCACCUUGGUGAAAGCCGACCAUGUAGACGAAACAAUGGUGUGCGCUUAUAAUAUUGACACGGCUGAUUGUAGAUUCGAUUCUGGCGGGCCCUUAAUUCAAAGUAACAUUGUAAUAGGAAUGGUCUCGUUUGAGACUAAUUGCGCUAAAAGAGCUACGGCCAGAGUUUUUACUCGGAUGUCGUUUUUUCAGCGAUGGUUUCAAGAUGUGGAAAAGCAGAAUGAUGUUAGGAUUGGAGCUAGUUUUAAGCCAUGAAAUCUCUAUAGUGUCGUCUAUCCACAAGUAAGGUUUCCGGCAUAUUUAAAUAAUAUUGAUCCUAUUACAAUGUAACUUAUAUACUUCUUAGCAAGG